UAUUACCAGCUUGAGACACAAAUUAGAAACAUAAUAUCUUCCCAAUUAAAAGCCAUUGAGUUUUUAUAGCAAAUCUAAUUAGAAAUGUGCCAACCCCAAAGGUAGACGUCGAACGUGAGCGGUACUGAACGGAAAAUGGCAUUUGAGAAAAGCAAGAUACUGAUAUUUGGAGCGACCGGAUACCUGGGAACGUACCUGGUGAAGGCAAGCAUUUCCAUGGGCCAUGACACCUACGCCUACACUCGUCCUCUCAAACAAAACGACAACAACUCUUCCAAGCUCCAACUUCUUAGGGAAUUUGAGUCCAUGGGAGGUGAGCUGGAUGACCAUGAAAAACUAGUUUCUGUGCUUCGACAAGUAGAUGUCGUCAUCUCUGCACUUCCAAUCCCUCAAUACCUUAAGCAACUCAAUAUUAUACAAGCCAUGAAAGAUGCUGGCACCAUCAAGAGAUUUGUUCCUUCUGAGUAUGGAAACGAAGCAGACAGAGUGACAGCUCUUCCACCUUUCGAGGCAAUGCUCUCCAACAAAAGAAAGAUCCGAAGGGCCACGGAGGCGGCUGGACUCUCUUACACUUUCAUCUCCGGCAACUCAUUUGGAGUGUACUUUGUUAACAAUUUGCUCCAUCCAGAGGAGAAAGACCACCAAGUCAUCAUUUAUGGAAGUGGAGAAGCAAAAGCCGUACUAAAUUAUGAGGAGGAUGUAGCAACUUACAUAGUCAUGGCAGCUACAGAUCCGAGAGCGGCCAACCGCCUUGUUAUCAUAAGGCCUCCGGACAAUGUUGUAUCUCAACUGGAAUUGAUUUCUUCUUGGGAGAAAAAAACUGGGAGAAACAUCAUACGAGCUCAUGUUCCUGAGGAGGAAAUCAUAAGGCAAACUGAGACAUUGCCUAGUCCGGAGAACGUACCGCCGGCGAUUCGGCACAGCAUAUUUGUGAAAGGCGAUCAGACGAGCUUUGAGCUAACUGAGGAAGAUUUGGAAGCGUCGGAGUUGUACCCUGAGUACAAGUACACUUCAAUUGAUAGGCUUCUUGAUGUGUUUUUGGUUAAGCCUCCUAGUAAGCCUAAGCUUGCGUCCUUCGGAGCGUAGAAAACUAUAAUGUUAUUUUGCCGCUGAAAUAGUCACAAUAAAGACCGUCAUGUUGUUGGAGUAGCAUGUCCAAAAUGGUAGCGAGUAUCAUCACAAUCCAGUAAUAAAAUUAUGUAUCUUGU
Messenger RNA from Rubroshorea leprosula, 1208 nucleotides. The record is from the annotation of a GenBank genome assembly. NCBI's taxonomy places the organism in Eukaryota, Viridiplantae, Streptophyta, Magnoliopsida, Malvales, Dipterocarpaceae.